CUGCAAGCAUCUUCACUGUCAGUAACCGAGAUGACACGAGCAACUAGCGGUUUACAUGAAACAGCAGCUGAAAAUGUGAUGAUGAUACGGAAUAAUACAAGAUGUAAAUACUAAAAGCGUCCCGGUCGUCUCGCUUUGGUUCACUAAAGCGACUGGGUCUUCAUCAAUCUGAUAUUCACGUUCUUGGAAAAGCAUGUCUCUCAGUUUUAUUUGAGUAUUUUGUUCGGAUAUAAAACUCAUCGCCAUGCAGCUGUCUGACGCCGGACCCUGACUCUCACGGCCCCCCGAGAGCCGUGAGAACUCGCGUCCAACACCCUCGCCGCGAACUUCAGCGCUUUGUGCAAACAGGACAUCUGGCAAGCUUUUACGCACAGUGGUGAGUCUCAGCAGAGGCGCGCUACAUGCAAUGUAUAUGCACAGCCGUGCAUAUAAAGUCUCAACUGACUAAAUAAUUGUUUCUAGUGUUAUGUAAUGAAAUUAUGACAUUUUAUAUGUAAUGUUGCCACUGGAUUGGACGCCACUGCACGUUCCUCUUUUAAUAUAACAUGGCCAAAGCAAUCUAAGAUUGGAGAGCAGUCUAGACCUGUAAAAAACCGGAUCUCUAAUCAAUCACCAUGGACGAGCAUUUGAGUAACAGUGACUACAGUAACCUGAGCGUGCUGAACUGGGAGCAGGUGAGGCGUCUAGACGCCAUCCUAACCGAAUCCAUCCCCAUUCACGGGAAAUGGAAUUUCCCAACGUUGGAAAUGAAGCCUCGGGACAUCGUCAACGUGGUGCGGUGUCGCAUGGAAGAGCGCAAAAUCCAUGUUCGGGAGGUUCGGCUGAACGGUUCCGCGGCCAGCCACGUUCUUCACGAGGAGAGCGGAUUGGGCUACAAGGACCUGGACCUCAUAUUUUGCGCUGAUCUGAAAGGAGAAGUAGAGUUUCAGACCGUCAAGGAUAUUGUUCUCGAUUCCCUCUUGGAUUUCUUGCCGGAAGGCGUGAAUAAAGAGAAAAUAACUCCGGUGACAUUAAAGGAAGCAUAUGUGCAGAAAAUGGUGAAAGUAUGCAACGAUUCAGACCGCUGGAGUUUAAUCUCACUCUCCAACAACAGUGGCAAGAAUGUCGAGUUGAAGUUUGUGGAUUCCCUGCGCCGUCAGUUUGAAUUCAGCGUGGAUUCUUUCCAGAUCCGUCUGGACUCCCUCCUCCUCUUCUAUGAGUGCUCAGAGAACCCAAUGGCGGAGACGUUCCACCCCUCCAUCGUUGGCGAGAGUGUUUACGGUGACUUCAGCAUCGCUUUGGAUCACCUGCAGCGGAAAUUGAUCUGUACGCGAAAUCCAGAAGAGAUCCGUGGUGGUGGGUUGCUGAAAUACUGCCACCUGUUGGUACGAGGUUUCCAUGCAGCUUCCGAAGUCGAGAUGAAAAUUCUUGAACGCUACAUGUGCUCACGGUUCUUCAUCGACUUCUCGGAUGUGGCGGAACAAAGGCGCAAACUAGAGUCGUAUCUGCAGAAUCACUUUGUAGGACUUGAGGACAGAAAAUACGAGUAUUUGACCACGCUGCACAGCGUCGUUAAUGAAAGUACGGUGUGCCUGAUGGGACAUGAAAGACGACAGACUCUGAGCCUCAUAACAAUGUUGGCAGUACGUGUUCUGGCAGAGCAGAAUGUGAUUCCCAAUGUAGCCAACGUUACUUGCUUCUACCAGCCUGCGCCGUACAUUGCUGAUGGCAACUUUAGCAAUUAUUACAUUGCUCAGGUGCAGCCAGUCUACACUUGCCAGCCCACCCACAUAUUUUCACCAUGGUUGCCCUGCAAUUGAGCAGUCCAACUAUAAAACUCUUGGUUUUAAAACAGACCACUUGUGGACCACUUCUUGCUGGAAGAAGACAAUUCCUUGAGAAGUGUGUUGUUCAUGGAAACCCUGAAAAACCCUAAGACUUAGCUGAUCAGUUGUUUCCUGUUUGCUGCAAGGGGAAGCUACCAGAGUACCGGAUGAGAGGUGCGAGAAAUGGAGGGAGAGUUAGGUCACUUGGAUUUGUUCCCAUGGGGCUACACAUUCUACCAAGGCUUUACAUGGCCCCAUUCCAGGCCUAAAGAAGCACAAUGCUGGCUUAGCAAUGUGGAUACAUACCAAAUCUAGACUCUUACCUCUUCAAAGAGCAUCUGAGUCAAUGCAGUAACACAAGGACACAAGGGUGACCGUCUUUGUGCAUGUUCACAUCUAUAUGUGUGUGGUAGACAUACUUGAAGACUCAAAGAGAUUAAACCUGUCAAUUGUGUUGAAAGGGCAGAUAGAUUAACUGAAAAGGACUGAAUUCAAUGGACUGGAUACUUUUUCUCAAGCCAAGGAUAUUCUCGUAGAUACCAGAUACCCAAAAGAGAUGUACCAUUUUCUAAUCUUUUUCAAUCAAGUGCCUUAAAUUGUAAAAUGAAUCUGUGUCUGUUACAGUAUAUGUGUGCUAAACUGGAUGCUUGAUAUUCACAGUCUUCAACAAGUUUCUUUAACCAUGGAAGAUAACAUAUACCCAUGUGUUUCAGAGGGUACUGAAGUCUCAGAUGAUAACUGCAACACCUAUAUAUAUAUUAAUUUGUUGCACAAAUAAUGAAAAUUAGGGGGUUUAUACUCUAUUAAAGUGUUCAGUAGAUCUAUUUCCUUUCAAGGCUCCAGCAAGAGUUGUAUAUCAGAUUUUCACAGCUUCUUGUCUCAUUUGAACUGACCUCAAUGUAUUGUUGGCUCAGCAUUGGUUUAGCUCAGAUUAAAAUGUCCAGGGGCAAUGCCAUUACAUCUAAAGAAGAGAAGUAAAACAGGUCAACACUAAACAGGAAGAGAUUUAAUAAAACUUGUUUAAGUCCAAAUUGUUGUGGUUACAUCUAGGCUACAACCCGGCAUCUAAUGACCACACAGCCACCAAACCCAGAGAUUAUACCUUGAACACAAAUGACCUGCAUAACCUGAGGAAUUAAGACCAGCAUAGACACAGUAUUGAGAACCAGUAGAAGAUAAACCAAAGAUUAUUUAGUCUUGAUAUUACUCAAGACUGUGAAGCAACAAUACUUGACAAUAUGAAAGCUGUUUCACAACCCCCCAUUUGUAUUACGGUUCCAUAGUCUAGAUCUGAGAGCUCUGAUAUACCAGAGUAACAUUUUAUUGCUAAGAUGUUGCGGUUUCAUAGCUGAGUAAAUUUCAUUGAGGCAUUACCUUCAUCUCAGAUCUUUCUCCUAAUAUUCCUGGAGUGAAAUAAAAAUCUAAACAAAUGAGACAGCUGUUGACAUAGAGUGAAGAUACAGAGCUAUAACAUCAAUGUGGAGCACAAGAUAGCUCAGAUAAUUUUGGAAAUGUUUAAGUUCUCAUUGAGAUUUAGGAAUUUUGAUUGCAGACUUUGGUAUCUUGGCAAAUUUGAGCUCAGUUUGCAACAUUCUUGAGAUAUCUUCUGAGCCUCUAAAGGAGACAUAUGAUAGAUUAGUAGAGCCUUUUUUUCUCAGGAGAAACAUCUAAGCAAGACACUUAAGCAAAGGUCUCCUUUGUUCUCCAUUUGCUCUCAUUGCUGUCUCGAAGAAUCAACUGAUAUUAAGAGAUCUCAUUUGUGAUAUUCCUUGUUGUGAAUGUUGGAGGUACUUGUAAGUUCCCUCAAACUGAUCUUAAAUAGAUGGACACUUUCCCCUCAAAUGCUCACUCACUUACAUGUGAUCUUAUCUCUAGUUUUUCUACUGAUUGAUUCUUCUAUUUUUGUACAGUAAUGUUUGUGCUAAGUUCACGAUUAGGACCUUAUUCUAAUGCUGUGAAGAGUACAGUUGUGUUUUAUGAGUUGAAAGAAAGCCCGACCAAGCAUUAGUGCAGUAAAUUUACAACAAAUAUUGGUGUAAAUGUUUAUUGUGAGUUAAGGCAUCCAGCAAAAGUGUGGUAUACGGUUGGGUACUCAAGUGUGAAUGUGUUAUCUUUGUCUGUUAAUGUUUGUUUUAACUUCUAAAUUAAAUGUACAUGUGAGUUCAGAUGUGGAAGUCUGAGCUCACUGAACAGUCCAUAAAAUGCAUCAUGUACUUCAAAGAUGAAUGACUCAUUAAACGGUGAUUAAAAAAAUCACAA
Molecule: messenger RNA, 4064 nt
Organism: Xyrauchen texanus (razorback sucker)
Lineage: Eukaryota; Metazoa; Chordata; Actinopteri; Cypriniformes; Catostomidae
Product: terminal nucleotidyltransferase 5A-like
Exons: 3
Coding region: 615-1799 (394 amino acids)
Biological process (GO): mRNA stabilization
Molecular function (GO): poly(A) RNA polymerase activity; RNA binding
Source: RefSeq, a predicted model, not a curated record